Messenger RNA from Papaver somniferum (opium poppy), 2241 nucleotides. RefSeq names its product ferredoxin--nitrite reductase, chloroplastic-like. The record is from RefSeq and is a predicted model, not a curated record. Gene Ontology annotation, molecular function: heme binding; oxidoreductase activity; iron-sulfur cluster binding. NCBI's taxonomy places the organism in Eukaryota, Viridiplantae, Streptophyta, Magnoliopsida, Ranunculales, Papaveraceae. The coding region runs from base 120 to 1898 and encodes 592 amino acids. The transcript is spliced from 4 exons.
UGUCGAAAACAUCAUCUUGUAUUUUCUUAGAGGCCAAUUUCGAUCCACUACUUAAACUAUGAAUCCCUCAUUUAAACCCUUACAAUUUCAACCUCUCCCCCACAACUUCAUCUCCAAAAAUGUCUUCUUCAUCUUCCUCCUUACGGUUUAUCCUACCAACGUCACAGAUCCAAUCAUCCAAUCGAAGAAAAUCAAGGAGUUUGACGAUCACUCAAACACUAACAACUCCUUCUUCGUCAAGUACCACUACUACUGACGGUGUUGAUGAAUCAAGAUUAGAACCAAGAGUUGAAAAGAAAGAUGGAUAUUGGAUACUGAAAGAGAAAUUUAGACAAGGUAUUAAUCCAUCUGAGAAAAUCAAAAUUGAAAGAGAACCUAUGAAGUUAGUAGUGGAAGAUGGUAUUAAAGAACUUUCACAAAUUUCUCUUGAAGAACUUGAGAAAUCCAAGUCUACUAAAGAUGAUAUUGAUGUUCGUCUGAAAUGGUUGGGUCUUUUUCAUCGCCGAAAGCAUCAAUAUGGGAGAUUUAUGAUGAGAUUGAAGUUACCAAAUGGAGUAACAACGAGCGAACAAACUCGUUAUCUAGCAAGUGUUAUAAAGAAGUAUGGAAAAGACGGAUGUGCAGACGUUACAACAAGACAAAACUGGCAAAUUCGAGGUGUUGAACUCCCUGAUGUACCAGAAAUAAUGGAGGGUCUUUUGAGUGUUGGACUUACUAGUCUGCAGAGUGGAAUGGACAAUGUGAGGAAUGCUGUUGGAAGUCCACUUGCUGGAAUAGACCCACUUGAGAUUGUUGAUACACGACCGUACACUAACCUUCUAUCUCAAUUCAUCACCGACAACUCUCGUGGGAACCUCGACUUCACCAACUUGCCAAGGAAGUGGAAUGUUGCUGUUGUGGGUACUCAUGAUCUCUAUGAACAUCCCCACAUCAAUGAUCUUGCGUACAUGCCAGCCACCAAGAAUGGAAGGUUUGGAUUCAAUUUGCUAGUGGGUGGAUUCUUCAGCCCUAAACGAUGCGCCGAAGCAAUACCUCUAGAUGCUUGGGUUCCAGCAGACGACAUAGUCCCAGUUUGUAAAGCUAUUCUAGAGGCAUACAGGGACUUGGGUACCAGAGGAAAUCGACAAAAAACACGAAUGAUGUGGUUAAUUGACGAACUCGGUGUUGAAGGCUUCAGAUCAGAGGUAGUAAAAAGAUUGCCCCAACAAGAGCUGGAAAGAUCAUCUGAAGAAGAUUUAGUCCAAGCGCAGUGGGAAAGAAGAGACUACUUUGGUGUCCAUCCGCAAAAACAAGAAGGCUUAAGCUUUGUAGGUCUCCAUGUGCCAGUGGGUCGACUUCAAGCGGACGACAUGUUUGAGCUAGCACGCUUAGCUGAUGAGUACGGGUCAAGUGAACUCCGUCUCACAGUAGAACAAAACAUCAUAAUUCCAAACAUUGAAAACUCAAAAAUCGAAAAGUUACUCAAUGAGCCCUUGUUGAAGGACAGAUUCUCACCCGAACCACCAAUUCUUAUGAAAGGAUUGGUAGCCUGCACAGGUAACCAGUUCUGUGGACAAGCCAUUAUUGAAACUAAAGCUAGGGCACUGCAGGUAGCUGAGGAGGUUCAUAAGCUAGUCGAGGUGACAAGACCCGUGAGAAUACAUUGGACAGGUUGCCCGAACACCUGUGGACAAGUUCAAGUUGCUGAUAUAGGUUUCAUGGGUUGCAUGGCCAGAGAUGAAAAUGGAAAGAUAUGCGAGGGAGCUGAUGUUUACUUAGGUGGGAGAAUUGGAAGUGAUUCCCAUUUGGCAGAGGUAUAUAAAAAGGCAGUUCCCGUUAAGAAUUUGGUACCCUUGGUUGUUGACAUCUUAAAAGAGAAAUUUGGUGCUGUUCCAAGAGAGAUUGAAGAAGAAGAUUAAGAGAGUUUUUAAUUUCUAUUUUUGAAUAUUGUUUUUCAAUAAAACUCUCGGGGUAAGGUAUUACAGUGUGGAUAAUCAAUUUAGUCCCAAAAGAGUUGUUGUGAUUUGGGAACAAAGUGGGAAUGUCUGGGAUGAGAGGAAAAAAAGAGCAUUUAGAUGGUUGGGUCUUGCACAUGAACUACAUGGGUCUAACUGAUCCUUCCCCAGCUGCAACUAAGUCUCUGUAAAUCAUAGAAUGGGAGCAAAAAUGUAGAUCGAAGCGGGUUAUGGAGGGAGAGAUGGGUGCAUUUGAUUGUAAUUUUUAGGAGGAAUAAACUUAAUUUCUAUUCGCUUUUUUCUGUUC